UUCCACCAGGUCCUCAUGGGUUACCAUUGGUUGGUUACACUCCAUUUAUGGGCGACAACGCUGCUGAAUUAUUUCGAAAAAUGAAAAGUAAAUACGGAUCCGUCAUGUCAGUGCAAAUAGGACGCGACGACUGGAUAGUUUUGAACGACUAUGACACUAUCAUGGAGGCUCUUGUGUAACAAAGUGAAAAGUUUUCUGGCCGUCCCAAGCUUUUCAUGCUAGAAUUAUUAACAGGCGGCCGCGGAUUGGCAAUGGUUGAUUAUGGUCCUACAUGGAAAACUCUUCGAAAAUUUGGUCUGAUGACUCUAAGAGGGUUUGGCGUUGGCAAAAAGGGGAUGGAGGCAAGUGUUAUUGAAGAAACUCGAUCUCUAACCGAAGAUUUGGCAACACAAAGCGAACGUAGUCUGAGUAUGAAGUUUACUCAAGCAGUGUCGAACAUUAUUUGUCGAGUUGCAUUUGGUUCAAGAUUUGGAUACGACGACAAAGACUUUCUUCAGUUAAUUGGAAUAGUACGAAAAUAUCUUGGGGAUACGACGGCUGGAAAAAUGGAUGGGUUGAUGACUAUGGCUCCCAUUUUGAGAUUUUUUCCACCAUUUAGCAGCUACUUCAAAGAGGAAUUGGAAGAUAUUGAAGUUUUCAUGGGUAUCAUAGCCAGAAUCAUCGAAGAGCAUAAAGAACAAUUUGACGAAAAUGAUAUCCGAGACUUCAUUGAUGCUUUCCUCAAAGAAAUGAAGACACGGGAUAAAAAUGAUGCCUGUUUCAACAAACUUCAACUCAUUCAAUACAUCAGAGAUUUAUUUGAAGCUGGAACAGGAACAACAAGCAGCACUUUAUGUUGGGCGAUUCUUUGCUUUGCACAUUAUCCAGAAUGUCAAAAAAAAGUUGCCGACGAAAUUGAAAAAACUUUAGGUUCGGACGGGGUACCCACUAUGAAGCAUCGAGAUGAAAUGCCUUACACUUGUGCUUUCAUACAAGAACUAAUGAGACAUAGAACUUUGGCGCCAUUAAGUGUAUUCCAUAAAACGAACGAAGAAGCGACUCUCAAUGGAUAUACUAUCCCAAAAAAUACCACGAUCAGUCCAAAUAUUUGGGCAGUUCAUUUCGAUUCCAAAUAUUUUGAAAACCCAAAAGAAUUUCGACCUGAGAGAUUUAUCGACGAAGACGGAAAAUUUAUGAAAUCAAAUCACGUGAUCCCAUUCUCCGUCGGUCCUCGUCACUGUGUUGGAGAACAACUUGCAAGAAUGGAAAUUUUCAUAUUCUUGGUCGGUAUAAUUCAGCAAUUGCGAAUUGUACCGGACCCAAAGAAGCCUCUUCCAGCCUUUGAUGUCGGUGCUUUCAAUGGUUUUUCGUACGAGCCUCCCGAAUUUGAAGUAAUUUUUCAAAAACGCUGAAGAAGACAUGUAAAAGUGAUAAUAUAAACCCUAAGAAAAACUGUUCGUAAUGAUAUUAAAUUUUAUCUAUGAAGGAUUUAAAAUAUUUUCUUUGACCUAAUUAUA
This is a messenger RNA of Styela clava, 1496 nucleotides long. The record is from RefSeq and is a predicted model, not a curated record. Lineage: Eukaryota; Metazoa; Chordata; Ascidiacea; Stolidobranchia; Styelidae.